Cyprinodon tularosa is the source of this 2402-nucleotide messenger RNA. It is a transcript of the gene ak2, whose product is annotated as adenylate kinase 2. Gene Ontology annotation, molecular function: ATP binding; AMP kinase activity. NCBI's taxonomy places the organism in Eukaryota, Metazoa, Chordata, Actinopteri, Cyprinodontiformes, Cyprinodontidae. Gene Ontology annotation, biological process: ADP biosynthetic process. The record is from RefSeq and is a predicted model, not a curated record. Bases 112 to 861 code for a protein of 249 amino acids. Gene Ontology annotation, cellular component: mitochondrion; cytoplasm. The transcript has 6 exons.
GAGGCGUUUCGUUCUUUCUGGCUAACUCGGCUGUAGCGACAGCACCGCCGCACCGAAGGACUUCUGGAAAGUUUCUACUCGGUGUCCCCCCCCCCUGCCUCCGUUGCUGUCAUGGCCCCCAGCGCCCAGUUAAAGGAGGCGAUAGCUGAUGUACAGGAAGGCAUCCGAGCCAUCCUACUCGGACCUCCCGGAGCCGGUAAAGGGACUCAGGCUCCGCGGUUAGCAGAGAAAUACUGCGUCUGCCACCUGGCAACAGGGGACAUGUUGAGAGCCAUGGUGGCCUCUGGCUCGGAGCUCGGCAGGAGGCUGAAGGAGACCAUGGACUCCGGCAAACUGGUCAGCGAUGAGAUGGUCGUUGAGCUCAUAGAGAAAAACUUGGACACGCCCGCCUGCAGGAACGGUUUCCUGUUGGACGGGUUUCCUCGGACCGUGAAACAAGCAGAGAUGCUCGAUGGCUUGUUGGACAAAAGGGACGAGAAGCUGGACUCUGUGAUCGAGUUUUCUGUCGACGACUCCCUGCUGGUUCGCCGGAUCUGCGGCAGACUCAUCCACCAGCCCAGCGGCCGCUCCUACCACGAGGAGUUCAACCCCCCCAAAGAGCCCAUGAAGGAUGACGUGACGGGCGAGCCGCUCAUCCGCCGCAGCGACGACAACGAGAAGACGCUACGCUCCCGUUUGGUCGCCUACCACCGGCAGACGUCCCCUCUGGUGCAGUACUACAGCGCCAGGGGCCUGCACACUGCCAUCGACGCCGCCCAGAGCCCCAACGUGGUCUUCGCCUCCAUCGUCGCCGCCUUCUCCGCAGCCACAGAAGUCCCGGCUCGCGCCAAAGCUUGUAAAGACCAAGUGUUCUUCAUCUAAACCUCUUCCUCCUUCCUGUUUCCUGCUCCGCUGCCUCUUUUUCCUUUAUAUACCAGACCUGAGGUGUCAGAGUCCAAGAAGAUGGGCUGUUACUAAGCGGGUGGCUUCUGUGGUGAUAACAGAUUAAAAGUUUAGCUUAAUAGUUCUGACCUUUAGCUGAACUGAACGCUGCAAACCGCUCCUCAGGAAACAUUCCCUCAGUAUUCUCCUUUUGUUUCUGGACACAUCUGCUUUUCUUUAACCUUCUCCUUUCCUCUCGAGGCUUUCUUCUUAUAAACGAUCCUGUUUUUUCGUCCCAUUCCAGCUUCUUUUUCCCCCUAUAACUUCACCUGCUCUGAAAAACUGCAGCUGAUUUGAAUUUGUUUCGCCGUUUCUAAAUGUUAAAAGUAGAUUUUGGAACCUGACUCAUUUGUCUGUGUCCCAAAUAACUAAAAGGUAAAUGAAACCAUUCUUUGCUUUAAAUGUGAGAAGAGAUUAAACCAGAAAUCAGAAAUGGAUUAAAUCUGCUACUGAUGCUGUUUCUGCUUUAUAAACCCGUUAAUUUUAACCACCACUUAGGCAGCUUCAUUAGAUUGCUUAGUGAGCCAAACCUUUCUUCAAACAAGGUAACCUGAUCCGUCUGCUGCUUUAUGAGGAAGUUGGAACCAGAUUAACAAAGGAAACAAAUCUGUAAUGAAAGUUAUCGAGCUGCAACAGGAUGUCUAAAGUAAGGAUGUUGGAUCCAAAGCUGCUGUAUUUCAUCCAAUAUGAACUUUCAGACCAGGAAGGAGCAACACAUUUAGGUUUUUAAACCAGAGCUGAACAGUUUCUGGAGCUUUUUACCAAACCAGAACAUCCAGCUGGUAAAUCAAAUGUGUUCUCCUCCACUAACCUUUUGACCAGUAGAGGGAUCUGGUUUUAUAGAUCUAGAAUCUGUCCUACAGAGGAGGAAACUAAUCCUCUGUCUGCUGCGUUUCUUUCUCAGUGCCUGAAGAAGCGAAUCAAAUCUCCCUCAUUUGUUUAUCCAUUAGUGCAACAAUCUGCCAUCUGCUGUUGCCGCCCUCUGAUGACCCGUCUGCAUUAGAAAGGGAGCUUUUACUGUCGGCCUAAUUAGCCAAAUCAAUAAGAACCUUUUUCUGGGAAGAGGACAGAAUGUUGUUUUCAGUGAAGAAGCAGAGUUUUCCUGUAAACCUAAUGUGACCCUGCAGAGGUUCUCUAGAACCAGCAGAUGGUGGGUUUUUAUUGGCUGCGGAGGUUGGUUUUCUGACUGCAUCUGAACCAUGAAAAGUAAAUCAUCAGGAUUUAAGACGGACUUUAAAUAUGAUCAGAAAAUAUCCUGGUGAUGAUCUGCAACUCAAACACCAGAGAAUAUCGGGAUCUUCGGCUGAGCGCUUUAGGAAAAUCCUCAGAUUUGUUUGCUCAUAUGGAGAAUUUAGAGCUUUGUUCAUCCAUGUUUGGCAGAUGGAUUCCUGCUGUCUAGAUCUGAAACUUGUUGACUUCAACCCGUGGGAGCAGAGAGCAUUUAAAACCAUGGCUCCUGGUCUUCCAUGUGGCUACAGAAA